This is a messenger RNA of Linum trigynum, 1839 nucleotides long. The record is from the annotation of a GenBank genome assembly. NCBI's taxonomy places the organism in Eukaryota, Viridiplantae, Streptophyta, Magnoliopsida, Malpighiales, Linaceae.
CCAGAGAGGACAGUGCGACCGUUAAACGUGUGGUGUCGAAAUGAACUGUUGAUGAAGCUAUAGUAACGAAAAUAUUGAUUUUUAGUAAAAUUUGAAACUCAUCAUCUGCAGCCGAAAACACCACUCUUGAUUUUGAAACGGCAUGGAGCUGGGGAUGUUAUUCCCUCGGAUCCGGAAACAGCCGCUAUCUGCCCUCUCGCUGGGUUCAUCGUCAAUACGUGAUCAUAAAGCUGAAAAGACUGUUUUUUUUUUUAAUGAGGUUUGGUGGAAUCUCAUUCUAUGGCCUCGGGAUUUGCGGCUGUGUAUGACAGGCAUAAAACCGGAGAUUGCUGCUUCUGUCUGGGUCUUUGAGCCGGACUCCUUGAAAUCUGCUUUUCGUCUUGCAGGGUAUAAGGAAGAGGAGCUUGCGAGCUGGAGGAGCACCAUAGGGCGCUAUCCGCGUCCCAGUGGCACCGGUAGCAGCAGCGGUACUGGUAGCAAAGGAGGAGGAGGCGUGGCUGGAGCCACUGCGGGCGCUGGGGGACCUACGGCGGCGCCGGCGCCAGUUGCUGCGGCGAGGGGAGGAAUGCGGCCACCACCUAAGGGGUUUGUGCGGCUGUCCCCUGCAGAGAUCGAGCGGAAGAGGCGGGAAGGGAAGUGCUUUAAUUGCGACGAGCGGUUCACGAUAGGUCACAAGUGCGCAUGUCCCGAUUUGAUGAUGUUGGUCGGAAGGUGGGAGGAUGAGGCGGCUGGUCGAGUUCGCAUUUUUUGAGGACUGUACCAAAAAAUAAAUUUUAUGAUUUUGACCUAAAAGCAAACAAUUAUUAGAAUAUAAAUAGCGCCUAAUUGGUAUAAGGGGUCCAGUGGGCUACGGGUAGGUAGCCCGUAAGCCCCUGUGCACCCCUUUUUUCCAGUCCCGAGAUCCACUCCUUCCUUCUCGACACUUCUUUCUCAUCCAUCUGUGAUCCUCCCAUCUUCUGAUUACAUCUGCGUUGAUUAAUUUUCCUCUACGGACUGACUGCCCAUUGGCAAACUGGCGACUGCCCAAGUUGCUACAGGAGAGAAGCCUCGAACUGGGUUGGUAACAUAGGUCUUCAUGCACCUUUUUCUGCUCCUUCUUCGAUGUCCCUACGUUGUCUCUCUGGCGGCUGGUCUAGUUCGCAUCUGCCCAAGCUGAAAAGACUGUUUUCUUUUAAUGAGGUUUGGUGGAAUCUGUAAACAUAGAUCAUAAUAGCAUGGAUCUUAGAAUUAGAUGAUUUCACGAAUCGAUAAUAGAUCGUGAAACCUACCUCGAUCCAUGAGAGCGGCUGCGGCGCUGGAGUAGUAAUCACCGGAAUUGAGUUUCUCCCUCUUGACCCCUUUAGGUUUUAGGUUUAGAGAUUUCUGUGAUGGCUAAGAAAUUCUACGUAAUGGGUUGAGAGAGGACCAAUCCUAGAGCUUCUUUAUAUAGGCCCACCAUCAGGGCAUAUUAGAAACUUACCUUUCAUUAACCUAAUCAAUAUAGGAUUUACCUUAUAUAUUAAAUCAUUAAGUGAUAAUUACACUUGGGCCACAAUUAUUCCCUAGUUACCUACGGGAAUUGGGCUUACAUUCUCCCACUUGGUCCAUGUGUCAUUAUAUAUCACAAGAUCUAAUAAUAAACAUAAGUGUGCACAUCAUGAGAUAAAUCCAUAAUAUUUGGUUCACCAUAAAGUCAUAAUCAAGUAUGAAAGCUAGAUUAGGAUCAUGGCGGUUCUGUAUCAAUUUAUCGACAUAGUCUCUUCCAUGUACCACUAAACCAGUCUCAUGCUCAAUAUGACGCAUAACAAGGUAGUCAUAAUGGUCCAACAAUAAUGUCUUCACUAAAGACAAAAAUCUUGU